Sycon ciliatum is the source of this 3023-nucleotide messenger RNA. Its product is annotated as sushi, von Willebrand factor type A, EGF and pentraxin domain-containing protein 1-like. The record is from RefSeq and is a predicted model, not a curated record. The coding region runs from base 106 to 2145 and encodes 679 amino acids. The transcript is spliced from 10 exons. Lineage: Eukaryota; Metazoa; Porifera; Calcarea; Leucosolenida; Sycettidae.
GCUAAUCCAGGAGACGAAGCAGUUUUAUUGCUGGCACUGCUACCUGGCUUAUUGUUUCCUUUCCUUCAUGAAUGACGAGUGCCGCGUGGUGUCCUCAUAGAAGACAUGAAGCGCUUUCGCUAUUUGCUGACGAUCCUAUCAAUCAUGUGUGCAGUUAUCCUGCCACUAUCGACAGCCAGUAAACUAGCAGACUCAUCUCCUUUCGAAUACGUCGCUCACUUCAAUUGCAAUCACACAGGAGCAUACUUGAUUAGCGAUAGCCGGUUGUUUGCUGACUCGUACUCUAAGGCAGAUGAGAAGUGCACCGAAAAGAACGGAUACAGCCUCAUAUCUGAGACCAACGCGACUUCGCAAUGCGGCAACUCCUAUAUCAAGCAUAUUGAAGAACGUCUUGGAAAGAAAAUAAAAAUCUGGGUGAAUUCUAGCGAAUCGGGUCCUAGUUGCUUGCCGAAGAACUCCUCUUGCGACUCCAAUGACACGGUGAUCUUAUGUGAGAACUUUGACAUAAAAGCAGCUAACAAGACCAACUGUUCGCAGUCGCUAUUGAUUGAAAAUGGAACUCUGCAAUUCCCAUCGGGAUACAGCUUUCCGUCGGAAGUCUAUGCCACAUGUGACAGUGGUUAUGCGAAGAAUCAGACAGGAGUUUUCGCUCAGUGUGGAUCACAACCAUUGAGGUGGCUAACAACAGGACAGGUUUGUGCUGCCAUUGAAUGCAAUAUAAGUGGGAAAUUGCCGAGUGGACAUUUUUCUGGACACGCUCCUGUUUACUGGGCACAUUGUAACGAUCGACAUCAACUUAUUGGCAAUGCUUCGGUCAGAUGCAUCGCUGUCAAUACCACAACGCCUUUACCAUCCUGCAAACCUGUGUGUCCACAACUCUCAAUCUCAAAUGCACAACUCAACACAAGCUCUCGACUUGAUGGCACAGUGGUGCAUGUUAAUUGCAGCUCUAUGUUUGAAACGCUCGGCCCUGAGACGAUGACAUGCAAUCUGCACAACUGGACGACUCAGCCACACUGUGAAGAGAUUCGUUGCAAACCUCCCCCUCCAGUUAAUAACGGAUUACAAGUUUGGAGCAGCCGGACAGGUUACGGAGUUCUACGACUUAAAUGCGUGCCAGGGUAUGAACUGGUUGGAAUGAACACGACUAGAUGUCUACAUAACAGAUCAUGGUCUCCACCAAUAGGGCAAUGUAUUCAAAAGGCAUGCUCGGAAAAUGUUCUCCCACCAGAGAAUGGUGAAGUACCUCCUGGAAACUCUACGUACUUGUCAGUUCGCCAUUUGCAAUGCAACGAAGGUUACCAACUGCACGGUGAUCCCUACACGUUGUGCUUGGCAAAUGGAUCAUGGCUACAUACUAACACGACCUGUUCAGAAAAGGCAUGCUCGGAAAAUGUUCUCCCACCAGAGAAUGGUAAAGUACCUCCUGGAAACUCUACGUACUUGUCAGUUCGCCAUUUUCAAUGCAACGAAGGUUACCAACUGCACGGUGAUUCCUACACGUUGUGCUUGACAAAUGGAUCAUGGCUACAUACUAACACUACCUGUUCUGAAAAGGCAUGCUCGAAACUUGUUCGCCCACUAGAGAAUGGUGAAGUACCUCCUGGAAACUCGACCCACUUGUCAGUUCGCCAUUUUCAAUGCAAUGAAGGUUACCAACUGCACGGUGAUUCCUACACGUUGUGCUUGACAAAUGGAUCAUGGCUACAUACUAACACUACCUGUUCAGCCGUAAUCACACUGGCACAAGGGAAGACCAACAGCGCUGCUCUCAUUGCCUUUGUAUCACUACUAGCUGUGCUUCUACUGAUAGCGCUUGCAGUUAUCUUGAUGAUGAGGCGAAGUUCCUUCAAAUGCACAGGUGACCUCAUGAUGCCACUGUUUGGCACAUGUGGAGGGAGCAAAGAGUGCAACAAUUCGAGCAGGUCACAGGAGCUGUCGUCACAGGCAACACGAGACAACACGUAUGCUGUACCCAAGCCGGAAAGAGGAGCUAAUCAAGAUACGCAACUCACCGAAGACGUCACCUACACGUCUGUUGUGAUAGCUGGUGCUGAUAAGCGCCCACAGCACGCACCAUCCACGCCAGCCGCCGAGACGACAACUAUCUAUAGUGAUGUCGUAAUUCGGCAGAAGCCAAGCUAGAUUUCAUUUUCAUGAGAAUGAUAAAGAGCUGAUUUCUGUUCUUUUUUCUCCUCUUUGCUAUUCUGAACACAUUCUUCAUUUUUCUCUGCUCUAACUUGUACUUCCACUGAAGAAAAGUCUGGAAAGUUUAACUGUGAAAAGUUGCUAGAUGUUUUUGAAAAUCUGAAGUGCUUUCUUCUCUUCUCUUUUUAAGCGUUCUGGCAUUCCUGUCUCCAAUGAAUCUGUUUGCACCUGUCUUCCUACACGAUUUUCAGUUUAUAAUGCAUAGUUGACUUCUUGGGUAAGCAGAGUCCAUAACAAGGCCACUUCGGCUCACGUGAGAUUUCUGUCGCACGUCGUGGCUUCAAGUCUCCAUGUAUUGAUUUUGCCUCAUUUAUAAUCUAUUAUCACGAUAGCGCGGAAAGCACAUUUAAUUUUUUUAACUGCAUAUCAUUUUUAAAAGAUCGCUCAACACACACACACACAUAUCCGGUCUCUGAACUUUAAAAAAAUUAAAAUAUAAUUCUCCAUCAAUAUUUCGGUCUUGGGCCAUCAUCAGGAUUGAUGUCCUUCUCAUGUUAUUACUAGCUUUAGGGUUAUUUAGCGUUUACCGUUAGGCGCUGCAUCUGGGGUUUACCCUGUGUUAACGGCCGUCCUGAGUUCAAUUCGGGAACAGGCACGAUACUUUCCAUCUUUCCUUUUUUUUUUCAAUUUUGGCGCCUAAUUAUGUUCAGGCCGUAUCCAGCCAUUUCUUCACUUGCGUGUUUUGCCACCUAUUUUUCCUUUAGUUAAAGCAUGUUCCUGCACUGGUCUUGCUGAAUUUGAACUUCGCAUGAGUCCUAGGUUUCCUUUUUUCUUUGUCUUUUCCUUUCCUCAAUUAUACCAGUUCUCAAAACCGA